Messenger RNA from Cuscuta europaea, 3579 nucleotides. The record is from the annotation of a GenBank genome assembly. NCBI's taxonomy places the organism in Eukaryota, Viridiplantae, Streptophyta, Magnoliopsida, Solanales, Convolvulaceae.
UAAACCUCAGAUCAUUUGUCCUUAAAUAUACUUAUAUACGUUUCUCUAAAGUCUAAACGACAUUAAAGAAUGAACAAAUGUACUUCUGCUCAAGAUUCACUGUUCUAGUACGUCCCAUAAUCAUCAUCAUCAUCAUCUGCCAUCAUAGAUUUCAACCCGGCCAUCAUGCAUGCAUCACAUCCAGCUCGACUGCAAAGCUUGUUACAGACUGCAGUUCUAUCUGUUCAGUGGACUUACAGUCUUUUCUGGCAACUUUGCCCACAACAAGGGUUGGGAUUUAAUAUGUUUCUUGAUUUUCCUUGAUUGCUUUAACAUGAUAUAUUGAUUUGGUUGGAACUUUGGAAAUCAAUCUUACUUAUUUGCAUGUGAAUGCAGGAUGUUGGUGUGGAGAGAUGGGUACUAUAACGGAUCCAUAAAGACGAGGAAAACCGUACAGGCCAUGGAAGUUAGGGCCGAAGAGGCGUCGCUCCACAGAAGCCAGCAAAUUAGGGAGCUUUACGACUCCCUUUCCACCAGCACCGCCACUGCCGAAGAUACAAAUGGCGGUGGUGGAGGCCAGCAGCUAGCUGCAAUGCGGCGUCCCCCUGCUGCGCUAUCCCCUGAGGACUUAACUGAGUCCGAGUGGUUCUACCUCAUGUGCAUCUCCUUCUCUUUCCCACCCGGUGUUGGAUUUUGAUGUUGAAGGUGCGCCUUGGUCUGGCAUAGUCUCUUUUUCAGGAGCAACCACUUUCAUCUUAUCUUUCUGAGCCUUAGGAGCAGAUUUGGAAGGUCUGUCUAGCAUUAAGGGCAAAGUGUCAACCAAGGUGUCAACACAAGCCUCAGAAAGCGAAUGUAGUGGACACGUUGUCAAUCUGCAUAUAGAUGUCAUUUGGGAUGGCUUGAAGGAGAUAGGUUUUGGCAAGAAGAUUUGCACGAAUUCUGAGGCAGUCUUGUUCAUCAUAUUCAGUCUUUGAGAUUCUUCAACUGGCGGGUUAUUCGUAGGGUUUCCUGGAAUAGCAAUCCACAACUGUUCUGGUCCAUUCUAGAUAGAGUCUAGCAAACUUGAUGAGUGAUCUUUGCUCUCCAAAAAGUUCAAAAAACGGUUUCUCCACAUCAUGUAUUCUCCCCUCCGGAGAAUUGUUGGUCUUGUGUCGUUUCCCAUCGAUAGGGCGUCCAUUGCUGAUAAUGAUCCUCGAGGUAGUAUAAUCUAAUUAGUUGAGCAGUUCUGAGAAGAAGGGGCUCGAGAAGUUUUAGUUACUUAGAAAAUUUUUGAAAACUAGACUUCGAACUUUGAGUUUUCAAGCCUGGGUCUUUGAACUUUGACUUAAGUGUUGUCUUCGAGCUUUUGUGGACAUUGAAAACUUUAGACGAAGUAUAGUUCGGACUUAGGGAUCUCGAGCUUUGGACUUGGAGAGAUUUCGAGAAGAGACUACGAACUCUUGGACCUCGAGAAGCUGGACUCGAUCUCUUGGAGGUCGAGCUUUUGGAGCGAACUUUGGGAGCUCGAGAAAUUAGUUCGAACUCUUACUUCAAUCAUCAGGCUCGAACUUUAGGCUUUCGAGCUUUUGUUCUUCGUUCUGAAGAAAUCUGAUCCUUUAUCAAAACCUGUUAAAAACACAAACAUUGUAUUCGAAAAUGAUCCAUGCAAUAUACUACAAAAAAAUACGAGAUUGGUACGGAUUUUGACAGAGAUUUUGGCACGAGCUAUUUGGCAUGAAAAAUCGGUUGCCUGGAAAGGCUUAUGCAAUACAGCAUCAUUUAUGGCUCACCGGUGCAAAUGAGGUCGAAAGCAAAGACUUUUCCAGGGCAAUUCUCGCCAAGAGUGCUCGGAUACAGACUGUUGUUUGCAUUCCUCUAUUGGACGGCGUAGUUGAACUUGGAACAACAGAAAGGGUUAAAGAAAACUAUGCAUUCAUCCAACAUAUCAAGAACCACUUUAUGGAGCGCAAUCAUCAUUCAAAGCCAGCUUUAUCUGAGCACUCCUCAUCGGAGCCGUCUCAAUUCUUCUCUCCCGCUAUACCACCUUACCACCACCAUCAAGCUCACGUACAAGAAGAAGGUAAUGAAGAUGAAGACAAUGAUGCUGACGAAGAAGACAAUGAUGAUGAAUUGGGAGAAGAUGAAGAAGAUGAUGAAGCAGCAUAUUCAGAGUCAAAUGGAGAUAUUGAUGGGCCUACAAACCAACCCGAUCAAUACAUGGUGGAUGUAGAAGUGGACAACAUUAAAACCAACAACAGUAACAAUAACAGCAACAACACGGUAACCACUAAUGGUGUAGUUGUAAAUCAAAUCACUCCAGCGGCAGCAAUUGUAAUUAGGGGUGAAACAAACAUGGCUAGUGAGCAGAUGGUACAACUUGACAUGUCUGAAAGUAUUAGGCUUGGAACACCCGAUGAUGCAUCCACUGAUUUGGAUUCACAUGUUUACCCUCGCAUUAAACGCACUUGUUUCUUACCUCUUCAAGGAGCCCCUCAGAUUGAUGACUUCCCGCAAGAGGACACGAUCUACUUGGAAACAAUAUCAACCAUUCUUGGGCACAAAUGGUCCGAGCAGCCAACUACCACAACUCAUGACUAUAUUGUCCUUUCUGCCAGUUCCGCCUUCUCAAAGUGGUACACCCAUUCUGGUCACCCAAACACAAAAGCUAGCUCAUCCCAGUGGAUCCUCAAAUACACCCUUCUCACUGUCCCUUUUCUCCAUGUGAAGAACUUCAUGGCAACUACCUCGCCAUCCAAGGUCUGGAAACCCACAGCGGACCAAGAAGAGCCGAAUGGAAACCACGUUCUCGCAGAACGACGUCGCAGGGAGAAGCUCAAUGAGCGCUUCAUCAUCCUUCGAUCUCUCGUGCCUUUCGUCACGAAAAUGGACAAAGCAUCAAUCCUCGGAGACACCAUCGAAUAUGUCAAGCAGUUACGGGAGAGAGUGCAAGAGUUGGAGUCAACAACCCUCGGGGUCCGAUUGGGGGUUAACCAACUGUUAACCCCAUACACCCGGAAAACUAGGGUCAGCAAGACUAUUAUGUGUUCCAAGUUGGGAGGGAAUGGUGAUGAUGAGGAGGAGACGGUGGUGACGGUUGUUCAAGUAGAGGUUUCGAUUAUAGAGAGUGAUGCGUUGGUGGAGCUCAGGUGCACCUACCGGGAGGGUUUACUAUUGGAUGUGAUGCAAAUGCUUGGAGAGUUUGGCCUUGAGAUCACAACAGUCCAAUCUUCUCUUAAUAAUAAAAUCUUUUUUGGUGAAUUGAGGGCUAAGGUAAAAGAGAAUUCAAAAGGCAGGAAAGCAAGUAUUCUGGAAGUGAAGGAAGCAAUAAAUCGUAUCAUUCAUAAAUAUUAGGUAUUUGGCUAUGGCCUAUGUUAUUGACAUAAGCAUAGUAUCACUGUAUCAGUAUCACUGUAAAAUAUAAGGUAUAAUGCCUUGCACACCGCCUAGCCUAAGAACUGAUUAUAGUCAUCAUAACGGCUGAAUUGUUUGUUGUAUAUAGGGGAGGGUUCAACUUCUCAGAACUACUUGAACCUACUUUUGAUCUAAGUGUUUCAUUUUUUUCAAUUAUUAUUAGUUAAUAAUCAUAAGGUGUAUUUUUUAAUUAUCCUAAAUUGAAAAGGG